Megachile rotundata (alfalfa leafcutting bee) is the source of this 202-nucleotide messenger RNA. RefSeq lists its product as uncharacterized. The record is from RefSeq and is a predicted model, not a curated record. NCBI's taxonomy places the organism in Eukaryota, Metazoa, Arthropoda, Insecta, Hymenoptera, Megachilidae.
AUUCGUGGACGAUACUAAAGCUGCUGUUCAGGCUUUAUUAUUCAAAACGAACAUCACGAUGGGAAGCGCUCUCAUAUGCGGAGCUUUCCCUCUGAUUUACAACCAGUCGUUGGCUGUAACGAGUCAGUUUCUUUGUAUGGUGGUAUCAGGCUGCGGACACCUGUACGUUAUUUCCUGGCCGGCUGACGAUUUGAAAGAAAGU